This is a messenger RNA of Fusarium oxysporum Fo47, 958 nucleotides long. RefSeq lists its product as uncharacterized. Lineage: Eukaryota; Fungi; Ascomycota; Sordariomycetes; Hypocreales; Nectriaceae. The transcript has a single exon. The record is from RefSeq and is a predicted model, not a curated record. Bases 29 to 373 code for a protein of 114 amino acids.
UGUCACUCAAUAACCAACCAUAGCGCUCAUGAAUGGUCUUUUCCACGAAUCAAGUGAAAAGACUCGAACGGGCAGGCUAGUGGGACGGACCGUUUUUUUUUCAGUUUGUUUGCUCCAAUACAGCAUUCCUGUACGCUUUGAUUUUCAAUGCGAUAGAAGUCAGGCGGAUCAUGGCGGCAUGAUUUGGUUGGCUCUUGACUGGCCAUUUUUCGCCUCAUCCACAAUUCGACUAUAUUUUGCUGGCUCCAGACUGGAAUUUCGCCUCAUGAAUGGUUAUACGAGCAUUGCUCAUACUUGCGGUCAAAGAUUUAACCUCUCUUGCUCAUCGUGUGACUCAAAGGUCGCGGCCAAACUCGCUCACAUGAACAAAUGAAUCCGCUUCAUGUACGAAUCGCAGUCUGUCACAACUAUUCCUCGGAGGGAGCGGUGACAAUUGACAGAUGAACUCCUCUAUUCCUUGUCAAGAAGUUCGAGCUUCGCCAAAGGGCGAGACUAAGAGGUGGGGUGAUGGACUGCAUGUACAAUAUGCUAGGAUUCAGCAUUUGGGCACUCUAGAUCACACUGGAAAUGGUAUAGCUCUGCUGUAGUUUCUCAACUCUGUUCUUGGCCUUGUCAAUCAAGGAGCCCCAAACCAUCAGCUGAAUCGGGAAUAUCUGUACAAAAGGUGCCAUAUCCUUGUGAGGAAUUGAGGAGAUGCCAGACGGCUCAGCAAGCCGAGGGUGAGUGGCUUUGAGGCGUGGUUGGCUGAAGGUGAAGCUCCAAGCAUGAUUUUCUGCAAUGGAUGUGUCGCCACGGUGAUUGUCGAUGAAUUGAUGAACAAAUGGUACCCAGAAUAUGCAAAACGUAUCUGUCUGUGCCUGGGCUGAGAUGCAAUGCGACGCGAAGUUGAUUCACAGCACUACCAUAACAGAGAUAUUGGAAGAUCUGAUGUUGUGGGGUCCAAGAUUACGAUUCUCAG